AUGGAUCCUCCAGGCUCACCUAACACCGCACGAGAACUCAAUGUCUCGGUAGGUACUCCCGCAACCCGGGCUUCGGAUGCCCCGCCAGACACACUGAUUCGCAUCGACAGCGUUCCACAAGCCUUUAUCAACCAGCUUUGGAGCCAAGUACGCUGCACCAAGUUCGAAUCACCUGCGAGCGAGUCCAAUAUCCGAUUGUUCAACGACUUGGUUCGAAGCGUUAUGCAGGAUAAUCAUCCUCUUCCGCAUCUGUCUGAUGUUUCAAGCAUGGUCAGCAGCCUGCUGUUGUUCAUGUUGGCGAGUGAGGAAUGCCCUGAAGAAGACUCUCGCCUUGACGAUGUGCCCGAGCCGAACAUUGUGCUGGUGACUCCUCAGCAAAUCUUAAUGAGCAGUGACACUGCCCGUUCUGAUAUCACGUCUCUAGCCAGUCCGCAGAUCGAACUUCCGUACUCCUUGCAAGCAUUGGAACCCGCCAUCCACGAACCCGCUCCAGCACCGCCCGGUUGUGUUCUUAUAAAUUUGGAUGGGGACGACGUAUUCAUGCGCGAAGAAGACUUUGGAGAGCUCAUUGACCAUGAGGGAGUGCUCAUGAAUGAGAGUGAGUUCAUGCAACAUCUUGCUGAACAGUGGGCCAUCGAGGAAGGCGAGCCGAUGGUUCGUGAUCAACACACCGAGACCGUUGACAGCAGCGAUCCGUACGGACUCCUUACGUGGGGUGCAGUAGACGACGUGAUGCACGGAUCCGGCCGCGUCACAUUUAGGGAAGCACUCGAUAGUGCUCUUGGAGAUGCUUUCCGGGCCAACGGUUUCCUGAUGGAGUUCGACCGCGACCGUGAGAACUACCGAUUGCGUUGA
Didymosphaeria variabile is the source of this 855-nucleotide messenger RNA. RefSeq lists its product as uncharacterized. Bases 1 to 855 code for a protein of 284 amino acids. The record is from RefSeq and is a predicted model, not a curated record. The transcript is spliced from 2 exons. NCBI's taxonomy places the organism in Eukaryota, Fungi, Ascomycota, Dothideomycetes, Pleosporales, Didymosphaeriaceae.